AUGCUUAGGGGCACUAGUGAUGAUGGUCCUAAGUUGAGAGAGGAAAAGCAGUUUCAAGAAUUCUAUAGCGACUUAGAAAAAGACACGUUAUUUCCAGUGCUUGUCCCAAAAGAUGGUGGCUUCCAGGAAAAUGGAAUUGAAAUUUCAGAAGCAGAUCACAUUCAUCAUGCGGAUUCUUCUAAUGGAUCUUCCGAGCCGAAAAUUCAUAUGAAGCAGAUCAUGUUUAAUGGCACAGUUACCCUCGAGCCGAUAAAUUUACAUGUCAAGAAGAAAUCGUUCAAAAAAACUUCGAUACCUAUAUCACAAUUGGACUCCACUCAAAGGGUGCGCUCAAGCCGAGAAAGAGCUUCUGAGAAACGGAAAGGACCUCCAGGUAAUUCGAAACGUAGCAAAGUGGAUGGGCAAUACAUAACCAAGUUCUCUAAAGUGGGGCAACAUGACGAAAGAAGCAUACUGGACCCCACACUUCUAGUUGCAGUAUCUAAAAACUUGAAAAAUUUCCAAACAGAAUAUGAUAUGGAUGAGCAGGAUGACUUAUACCUUCAAUUUUUGAACGAUAAAUAUUCUAAGAAUAAACUGUCGCAUGAAAUAUUCGAGUUGUUGAUGAGUGUGCUGGAAAGAGAGUGGUGCCAUCUGGAGAAACGAAUUCCACCCAGAAAAAUCACAACCAAUACUUGUUCGUCCGACGAUCAUUUACAUACAGGAAGACUUCAUUACGAACUGUAUGGAUCUGACGAUGGAACUGGUAAAACAUCUGAUCAAGCUUGUGCAGUUUGUGGAGGAACUGAUAGUGAUAGCUCAAACGCUAUUGUCUUCUGCGAUGGUUGCGAUGUGGCUGUACAUCAGGAAUGCUAUGGGAUUGUAUUUAUUCCCGAAGGUCAAUGGCUCUGUAGACGAUGCCUCGUUUCCAAAAAUCGCAGGGUUAACUGUCUUUUUUGUCCCAGUCACACCGGUGCAUUCAAACAAACCGACACAGGAUCAUGGGCUCAUAUAGUUUGUGGCCUUUGGAUACCUGAGCUCUAUUUCGCAAACGUUCACUAUAUGGAGCCUAUAGAAGGUGUCGAAAACAUAAGCAGAUCUAGGUGGAAGUUGGUUUGCAGCAUUUGUAAACAAAGGAUGGGAGCUUGCAUUCAAUGCGCCCAUAAAAAUUGCUUUACAGCAUUUCAUGUCACAUGUGCCAAAAGAGCUGGACUCUAUCUGGAUUAUGGCGGCUCUUCUAUUGCUGAGGUAGCUUCCAAUCAAAUUCAUUCUUCUCAUUUACCAACAGCUUAUUGUGACAAGCAUGCACCUGCUAACUGGGCGAGAGCGACGGAAGGUAUUCUUAAAACAAGAAGGUACUUUACAGAGUACAAUGAUAUUAAUGCGGAAUCUAAUUUGCGUGAAAGGAAAGGUGGGUCACAGUAUACUCAAAAAAAAAAUAUAUGGAAAACAAAUCGAGGCACUCCUAUUGCUCCGCAUAUCUUUGCAGAAAUGCUACAGCGUAUACUUGUGCUGCUUAAAAUUCCAAAUGUACAAAUUCUAUCAUACAAUCUUUGCAAAUACUGGUCAAUGAAAAGAGAGAUGAAAAGAGGUGCCUCGUUGGUUCGGAAGUUCGAUCCCAGCUCUUAUAAUAUUCUAGAUGAACAUCAACUACUGGAAAGGCUAAAAGUCACAGACAUCCUGCUUCCAGACUUAUUCAAAUUGCAAAAAUUGACCGAUCUGGUAAGAAGACGGACUCUCGCAAGCAAUGGCAUUUCUGUUGCUGAUCACAACAUUCAGGCCUUGAUCCGUUACCCAGAUGAAUACGUUACGAAGCAUAUAGUUGUCGACAAAUUUAUUUCAUCUGAACCUUUUCAGGUUUUGAAGAACACUCUAGUAAAUGAAGAGUUUCGAAUGAAACUUCUGAAAUGGGAAUCGUGUACCUUGGAGGAUGUUACUUCAUUCAAGGAGGAGAUUUUUAAACUGCUGGCAGAUCUUGAAUCAUCAUCAACACUCAGUCGAGCAGCAUUGGGCAGUGUUAGGAAACUGAAUAGCGUAUUAAUUGAACUUUUGAAACAUGCUAAUUUUACCAAUGCCAAGAAGUUUCUAAUACAAGAUUUUGCAUUUAGUGAAACUCAACCAGAACUUAUUGAACCCAGGAAAUGGAAGGGCCCCUAUCUUAAGGAGGAAGAAGGGCUUAGUGAUGUUGAUGAACUAAGUGCACAAGACCAAAGAAAGUUAAGACAAAUACUGAUCGAAAAGACCGAUACGAAAUAG
Molecule: messenger RNA, 2235 nt
Organism: Zygotorulaspora mrakii
Lineage: Eukaryota; Fungi; Ascomycota; Saccharomycetes; Saccharomycetales; Saccharomycetaceae
Gene: NTO1
Product: Nto1p
Exons: 1
Coding region: 1-2235 (744 amino acids)
Biological process (GO): regulation of transcription by RNA polymerase II
Source: RefSeq, a predicted model, not a curated record